AAUUGCGACGUGCCCUAAAUUUUUUUAUGAACAUUUUUGCCUUUUCUAAUUGAAUUCGGAAGAAAGCAAAAUGUGUCGUCGAUUACGUUAUUACAUAAAAAGGACUAUAAAUAAAUUUAUUAAUUUGAAAGAUGUAGUAAUGUACAAUUUUGGUAGUAUUUGAGCAUACGAAAUAUAUACCCCAAGGUCAAUAUAAAAAAAGUGAAUCUUAAGCAUUUGCAAAAUAAUUUAUAUUUGUCCACAUAUGUGUACAUCAGUCCUUCGUGCAAAUACGUCAGUAGAGAAUCGGUUGCUGAUCCGGCACUUUUUGCAGUCUUGACUACAGGAAAUGAUGUGUAUCCAGACACAGGUGUGAACGGCAUGUUAGGAUUUGCAGCAAAUGGAGGCACUACUGGAGGCUCAAAUGGGCCUGUAGUGUAUAUCAGUAAUAUCUCGGACCUAUAUGAUUAUGCUUGUGACAUCGAACCUCGUACAUUAGUCAUAACCACAAAUAUUGUUUCACCGGAAAAAGUGAUAAUUGAAAUGGGCGCUAACAAAUCAAUAAUUGGCUCUUGGAAAGCAAAUAUUAUUGACAAUGUAUAUUUGGAAGCGUCAGAAAAGUCAAGCAACAUCAUACUGCAAAAUUUGGUAUUCAAGCACGAUGUUAGAAAUAUCCGCAAUGAGGAGACGCAGCUAAUAUUUCAAUAUGGAUGUUGUUACUGGAUUGACCAUUGUACGUUUGAUGGACGUGAAUCGCACGAAUAUGAUUUAGGAAAACUGCUAAAAAUGAAUGUAUUAAAGACCUUGAACUAUAUAAUAACUAUCCUCGCAUUUCUAUAAUGUUUAAUUACUUUGACAACAUUUAUGUUCGUGCGCCAGGCUUGAUGCGCUUUGGCAUGUUCCAUGUUUAUAAUAAUUAUAUUAACAA
Messenger RNA from Belonocnema kinseyi, 907 nucleotides. RefSeq names its product pectin lyase-like. Bases 361 to 819 code for a protein of 152 amino acids. The transcript has 3 exons. The record is from RefSeq and is a predicted model, not a curated record. Lineage: Eukaryota; Metazoa; Arthropoda; Insecta; Hymenoptera; Cynipidae.